Alternaria arborescens is the source of this 1485-nucleotide messenger RNA. RefSeq names its product Leptomycin B resistance protein pmd1. Gene Ontology annotation, cellular component: membrane. The record is from RefSeq and is a predicted model, not a curated record. The transcript has a single exon. Gene Ontology annotation, biological process: transmembrane transport. Gene Ontology annotation, molecular function: ATP binding; ATP hydrolysis activity; ABC-type transporter activity. NCBI's taxonomy places the organism in Eukaryota, Fungi, Ascomycota, Dothideomycetes, Pleosporales, Pleosporaceae. The coding region runs from base 1 to 1485 and encodes 494 amino acids.
AUGAUGGAAUGUCUUCUCUACCAGGAUUUAAGGUUUUUCGACUCCCCCGAGAAUACUGUCGGCUCCAUGACUGCUAAGCUCGAUUCUCACCCACAGGCUGUACUCGAGCUGAUGGGUAUCAACAUAUCUUUCUCCAUUAUCUCGAUCGUCAGUGUUGUCGCAUGCUGUAUUCUCUCCCUCGCCACGUCCUGGAAGGUUGGAGUUGUCGGCAUCUUUGUUGGCCUCCCCCCUCUCAUCCUGUCCGGCUGGCUGCGACUGAAGCUAGAGAAGCGUUUGAACAAGAUAAUCAACACUUCUUUCAGCCAAAGCGCAUCGCUAGCAUCGGAAGCAGUUCUCGCUAUUCGAACUGUGUCAUUUCUUGCCAUCGAAGAAGAUUUCUUGCAGAGAUAUACCACAGCACUCGAUCCGGCUAUUCGCGGAUGCACACCGCAUCUGUUCCAUGUCAUGAUGUGGUUCGCGCUCACUCAAGCCGUCGAGCAAUUCGUUCUUGCACUGGGCUUCUGGUGGGGAUCAAAGCUGGUCACUGCUGGCGAGAUCAGCUUCUAUCAAUUCAUGGUCUCAUUCAUGGCGAUAUUCUUCUCUGAAACCUCCGCGGGAACGCUACUCAGCUUUUCCGGUAGCUUCACUAAAGGUCACCAAGCGGCGAAUUACUUCUUCUGGCUAUCUGAACUGCAACCAGUCAUAACUGAAACGAACGAUAACAGAAGUAUUGCACCAAUGGAGAGCUGCAUGGCAUGUGAAAUGAAUAAUCUGCAAUUCUCCUAUCCACUUGUGCCAGACAGUCAAGUUUUGAAGGGCGUCUCGAUGACCAUUCGACGUGGUGAAUUCGUGGCAUUUGUAGGCGCAUCAGGAUGCGGCAAGAGUACCAUGAUCGCUCUUCUCGAACGCUUCUACGAUCCGACAAGUGGUAGCAUCAUCGUAGAUUCGCAGCCCCUGCAAACGAUGAGCCCAAGUAGCUAUCGUCUCAACGUUUCGCUCGUUCAACAAGAACCAUCCUUGUUCCCAGGCUCCGUGCGCGAGAACAUCAUGCACGGCGUCGAUACCGCUAACAUCUCCGCUACACAAAUCGAAGCAGCUUGUCGAGCGGCCAAUGUCUGGGAGUUUGUCUCCUCACUUCCCGAGGGCCUUGAAACACUUUGCGGUAUCGGCGGCAGCCAGUUCUCUGGUGGCCAGAGGCAGCACAUCGCCAUUUCCAGAGCUCUGGUCCGCCAGCCGAAAGUCCCUCUUCUAGACGAAGCCACGAGUGCUUUAGACACUGAAUUAGAGCGCCUAGUGCAAGCGGCUCUGAUGGAAGCUGCUUGCGGUGACAGGAUCACAAUUGCCGUCGCCCAUCGUCUAUCGACUGUUGGCGAAGCCCAUCGCAUCUUCGUCUUCUCAGACGGUCGUAUCGUUGAGGCUGGAACUCAUGAGGAGCUGCUCAAGAAGAACGGCAUGUAUUUCAAGAUGUGUCAGACUCAGAGCUUGGAUCGUGGGACAUCUACUUAG